Molecule: messenger RNA, 737 nt
Organism: Lecanosticta acicola
Lineage: Eukaryota; Fungi; Ascomycota; Dothideomycetes; Mycosphaerellales; Mycosphaerellaceae
Source: the annotation of a GenBank genome assembly
AUGCCCCUUCAACUGACUCCUCUCCCGCGAGACGAAUGGGAGACAUACUUUCGCCUGGCAUGGACCGCUUUCAGCCCCGGCAUCAUGGAAGCAAUGGUGAGUCGGGACUCCAACCGGGGCAGUGCACCGCUGAGCCUUGACAGUAUCCCAAUGGAUACUCCGAUGAAGCUGUGCAACAGAGUCUUGCCGCUCUCAAGCGCAGGGCAGACCGGCAUCCCGAGCGAUACUGGCUCUUCAAGGUCGAAGACACAGACCUCCCUGAUGACGAUCAACUCGGCAAGGCGGUGGGUGUCAGCCAAUGGCAGAUUUUCCCGAAAGAGAAGACCGAUAAGGACGUGGAGAGGGAAGAGAAGGAAGGAGAUGCGGAUGAUCAACAAUUCCCAUCGCCACCUGGUCGAAACACCCGGCUUGGAGAUGCGUUCUCGAGUGCCAGCAAUGCAAAGAAGGAGGAAUAUCUGGGAAGAAGGCCGCAUGUCCUGUUGCAGGCGAUCGGAACAAGACCAGGCUUCGAGCGAAGAGGCGUGGCCGGCUUGAGUUUGGCGUGGGGCACACGGAGGGCGGACGAGAUGGGUCUGCCGGCAUAUCUCGAGGCGAGCGAUAAGGGCGUGGAAUUGUACAAGAGAUGGGGAUUUGAGGCGGUGGGACCCUUGCCCUUCGAUGCGACGGAGUACGGCUACUCUGAUCCCUUGAGGCACACGUGUAUGCUGAGACCGUCGGGGAUCAACAAUGGCAGCUAG